Molecule: messenger RNA, 1371 nt
Organism: Rotaria sordida
Lineage: Eukaryota; Metazoa; Rotifera; Eurotatoria; Philodinida; Philodinidae
Source: the annotation of a GenBank genome assembly
AUGUCGACAUUCAAUAAUGAUAAUCGAACAAAAAAUUCACAUAUUAAUCAUUGGGGAUCUGCUCGUGAAACAUAUCAAUUCGAAGAACUUGAUAGACAAAAUGUUCUAGGUCAAUCUGAAUAUAAACGACAACGUCGACCUCCUUUAGCUGAUAUACCAACUGUAUCAACGAAAACAAAUACAUCAUCAUGUCAAAAACAUCAAAUUCAUCAAUUGAUUGAACGUGCUCGAGAACUUCAAAAAGAAAUUGUACCAGAUUUUCUUCUCUAUCAAAUGCCAACAACUUAUUCAUCAUUUUCAAAUGUAACACCAAAUUCAAAUGUUAGUCGAGGGAGUAUAUCAACACAUCCAUAUCGACAAAGUAUAUCACUUAGUUCAGGUUCAUCGAAUUCUUCUACACAUAAUCAAAGAUUUAAUUUAUCAUCAAGAAUUCUUGAACGAGCUCAUCAAAUACCUGAAAGAUUUUGGAUAGAUUGGCAACAAAAACAAAUGCAAGAUCGAAUAGAAGAAUUAGAAUAUAUUAAAAAUAAUAUAGAUUGUAGUCCAUGUUCAUCAUUAAAUUCUAAUGAAAUUGAUGAAAAUAUAAUAGAUAUUUCAAAAUUAGAUUAUCCUACGAGUUGUGAUGAACUUUAUCGACAAAGUCUUUUAUAUUUACAACAAGCACAAAAAUUAACAAAUGAACAUCGUGUUAAUCCUGCACGAAUAUCAAAAAAUAUUAAAAAUAUAUCUCAUACGUCUAAUAAAGAUGAUCAUCAGUCGUUUAAUUUUGAUCAACGAUCAGAAGAAACUCUGGAUACAGCACAUUUAAAUGAUUUCAAGGAAAUUUCAUCUGAAUCAUUGACUUCAAUUCCAUUUAUUCAACAAUCUCAAUCAAAUAUUGAUAGUUCUCAUUCAACAAUAUCUUUACCAUUUAUAUAUACAAAUACACAAGAAUUAACAAUAAAUCAUAAUAAUUAUUAUCAAUCACCAAUGUUAGAAAAAGUCAUGAAAGUUAAUGAUAAUAAUAUUAUAGAAAAAAUUUCAUCGAAUAAUAACAAUGAUGAUACAGCACAAAUUGAUACAGAAUUUAAUGUUACAUUAAUUAAACGAGAACAUUCAAAACAAAUCAAACCAUUAUUAUAUUCAAAAGCAACUGUCAAUCGUAGGAUUGAAUUUCAUAAAUUUCAACCAAUAUCAUCUAUGAAUAAUAUAACAUCAUUAAAGAAAGAUCAAAUAAUUCUUCUUCCAGUAUUGAAAACAAAGGAGAUAAAUGGUAGUCAAUCAUAUUCACCGACACACUCCUUUAAAUCAUCUUCAUUAAGUUUUUCGUCCAAUGACCAUGGCAAACAUCUUAAUGGUGAUAUGCAAUCUAUUCCAAUUGCAAGAGGAUGA